AUGAGAAAGAGCAAAGAGAAAGCAACAGUUAUGGCCAAGAAAAAAGGGAAAGCAAUAGGUAAUGGGAAAGCAGCUUUAAUACUGGCUGCUACUCAAGUUCCUCCUCAACCUCCUAGGUUGCCUGAGCGUGUCGAGGAAUGUCAUGAUGAUGAUGAUUACAUUCCUGAUGGGGACAUGAUUGAAGAGUUGGAUGCAAAUGAAGAAAUAAAUGAUGAAGAAAUGAAUGGUGCAGUGCAAAAUCAUGAGGAUACAAUGAAUGAGGAUCAGAUGAAUGAUGAACUUGGAAUUGAUCCAAGACAGAGCAAUGGCCCAGAACCAACCCUUAAAGCCCCUGUUGAUGCAAAUGGAAAAGUGAUUGUUAGGUGCAAAAGAGGAAUGUUUCUUGAUUAUGAGGUCAGUCACAAAGCUGUUGCUAUCAUGCGCCAAUUUUUUAAUGGUCCGUGGUUGUCAUGGAGGGAGGUCCCUACACAUGCUAAAGUUGGAAUGUGGAACAAAUUUGAGGAGAUACACACAAUUCUUCCAGGACAAUUGCAUCAUGUGCAUGAAGUUUGGAACAAGCAUUGUCAGCGACGAUUGACAACCUCAUUAGGGAAGGUCAGAAGCCAAAAGCUUCUGAAAGCAAAAGGAGAUUUAAACAAAGCCCGUGAUAAACCCCCUAAUUGGAUCUCUAGAGAAAAUUGGAAUAAGCUAAUUGAUAUUUGGAUCUCUCCAAAAUGGAAGAAGAAAUCAGAAGCCAACAAAAAUAAUAGAAACACCAUGAAGAACGGUAGCAUCUCUAAACACUGUGGAGGAUCAAUCACAUUUGUGAAUCAUGACGAACGAUUGGUACAUAUCUUUAUUCAAUUAGAUUUCUAUAAUAAUUUUUAUAUUAUUGUUCAGUCAUCUUAAAUUAGCCCAUUAUAUGUUAAUGAAUUUUUUCUUUUCUCUUUUGUAGAAAUUAAAGUUAGGCAGGGAGCCAACAAUAGUUGAAUCUUUUAAUCG
Messenger RNA from Phoenix dactylifera (date palm), 981 nucleotides. NCBI's taxonomy places the organism in Eukaryota, Viridiplantae, Streptophyta, Magnoliopsida, Arecales, Arecaceae. The record is from RefSeq and is a predicted model, not a curated record.